This is a messenger RNA of Entrophospora candida, 1437 nucleotides long. Lineage: Eukaryota; Fungi; Glomeromycota; Glomeromycetes; Entrophosporales; Entrophosporaceae. The record is from the annotation of a GenBank genome assembly.
AUGUUAUCAAAAAAACAAAACUUGCAUAACAAGGAUGUAAGCGAAAGUAUUCUUGAUACUUUACCUAUUUCAAAUAGAAUUAAAUUGAAUGACCACCAUAAGGCCGUUACUGCACUGGCCCUCGAUCCUGCAGGUGCGCGUCUUAUUACUGGAGGUUUUGAUUAUGAAGUUAAAUUCUGGGAUUUUGCUGGAAUGGAUUCUACAUUAAAACCUUUCAGAACCAUUAAACCAUGUGGGGAUUACCAAAUACAUCAUUUGGAGUAUAGUUUGAGUGGUGAUCAAUUUUUAAUAAUUUCAGGUUCUUCUCAACCAAAACUUUAUAACCGUGAUGGUUUUGAGCUUGAGGAGUACAUUAAAGGUGAUCCCUAUAUAAGAGAUAUGCGAAAUACAAGUGGUCAUGUAACGAGUUUAACGUCUGGAGGUUGGCAUCCAAACGACAGGAAAACAUUCUUUACUGCAUCUGCUGAUGGCACAAUAAGAAUAUGGGAUGUUGAAAAUAAACGAAAACAAAAAAAUGUUCUGGUUCAUAAGUCUAAGCAAAGAGGUGGUCGAAGUAAUAUAACAGCAGCAUGUUAUAGUCCAGAUGCUAGAUUUUUGGCCGGAGCUGCUCUUGAUGGUUCAUUGUUUUUGUGGGGAACAAAAGGUCCAUUUGUAAGACCGUCUCAUACGAUUGAGAAAGCUCAUCAACCUAAUAGUGAAACAUCAUCUAUAUUAUUUUCAAGAAAUAAUUCGACAAUAGUAACCAGAGGUGUGUGGGAUAUACGUAAUUUUAAAAAUUCUGUAGCUGAAGCUAAAAAUCUUGCAAUCUUUCAUCCUGAAGCUAAUGUAAUAUUUAGUCCGGACGAGAAAUUGAUAAUAACGGGUGUUGCAGUAAAAAAGAAUGAAGGAUAUGGAAAGUUAGUUAUGAUGGAUCGUGAAUCUCUUGAGAUUAUUCAUUCAUUAGGCAUGUAUGUUACAGAGUCUAGUGUGAUAAAAGCUUUAUGGCAUUCUAAAAUAAAUCAAAUAUUUACAGGUAGUUCAGAUGGGUCAGUUAAUGUAUUUUAUGAUCACGGAAUUAGUACACGAGGUGCUAAGUUAUGUGCUGCUAAAGGACCUAAGAAGAGAGCAAUAGAUGAUUGUGAAAUAAAUAGACCAAUUAUUACGCCACAUGCAUUGUCAGCAUUCAGAGAUGACAGACCCAAAUCAACAAAGAGGAAAAGAGAGAAACUGCGUAAAGAUCCUGUCGCUUCAAAAAGACCCGAUCUUCCUGUUAGUGGACCCGGAAAAGGAGGCAAGAUUGGUAGCAGUUUAACUCAACAUAUUAUGAAAGAGUUAAUCAAAGAUACUACAAGAGAUGUCGAUCCACGAGAAGCAUUAUUAAAAUUUGCCAAAGUUUCCGAGAGCGAUCCACAAUGGAUUGGAAAUGGUAAGUUGAAUGUUGAAAUGAGAUUUAUAUGA